AGCUCAGAGCAGUCAAUGAAGGACUCUGGCUGACUGAGCGUGCUUAGUGAAUAGGCAAAGUCAGUCUGCUAAAGACUUCAGUUCUUCAACAACAUGCAACUGAAAAUUGCUCUGCUUCUCGUUCUUUUCUGUGCUGUAUCAGUGUUCAGCAGAUCAUAUCGAGGUCCUGGAAUAGUUUCCACAAACUGCUGCACGAAGGUGUCCCGAAGGCCAAUUCCAUUUCAGGUUACACACUAUAGGAUGCAGCCACAGUUGGCCCCAUGUGUCGAAGCCGUCAUAUUUUACACAGUAGAGAAAGGACCUCUGUGCGCUGAUCCAAAAGCACGCUGGGUAUCAAGAAAGAUUAAGGAGAUUAAUGGCAGGAUGCAGAGUAACAGCUCUCAAUGAAGUGAAAUGAAAUGCUUUCUGGAAGACUGAGAAAAUAAGGACUCUGAUAUUUUCAAUAUUGCUUCAUUAGUUUUUGUGUUUGACUAUGUGCAAUUAUGAGAACCUUAAUUUAUUUUUGAUAUGAUUGUGGUAAUUCAGUACUGUUUCAGUGUUUUUGUCACUUUAAUUCCUAAAUAUAUAAAUAUAUAUAUUUAUUUUAUACUUGUGAAAUGUUGAGUUUUUAGUAAAAUAAAAAAAGGCUUUAUCAAAGGGAAUGAGAGUCUUUCUGUAACUGCAUCUGAAAGAGCAUGUUUUGGUUUUUCACAUGGAUGGCAAAUACUCAGCAAUAAGCAUGGGAACGAGAGAUUAUGUGUGGAAGUAACCAUUUGCACCUGAAGUCUAGCCUCAUAUCCAUUUGAAAAUGUUGAAUUGAAAAUCUACUGCUUAAACUUGGUGCAGUAGUCCACUUGGGGUGGCACGAUGGCUCAGUGGUUAGCACUGCGGCCUCACAGCCCCAGGGUCCCAGGUUUGAUUCCAGCCUUGGGUGACUGUGUGGAGUUUGCACGUUCUCCCCGUGUCUGCAUGGGCUUCUUUUGGGUGCUUCGGUUUCCUCCCACAAUCCAAAGAUGUGCAGGUCAGGUGAAUUGACCAUGCUAAAUUGCCCUAGGAGAAAGUGAGGACUGGAGAUCAGAGCUGAAAAUGUGUUGCUGGAAAAGCGCAGCCGGUCAGGCAGCAUCCAAGGAGCAGGAGAUUCGAUGUUUCGGGCAUGAGCCCUUCUUCAGGAAUGAAAGCAGAAGGGCUCAUGCCCAAAACGUCAAUUCUCCUGCUCCUUGGAUGCUGCCUGACCUGCUGCACUUUUCCAGCAACACAUUUUCAGCUCAUGCUAAAUUGCCCAUAGUGUUAGGUGCAUUAGUCAAAGGGAAAUGGGUCUGGAUGGUUACUCUUCAGAGGAUCGGUGUGGACUGGUUGAGCUGAAGGGCCUGUUUUCACACUGUAGGAAAUCUAAUCUAAUCAAUAUCAUGGAGUCAUAAAACACAGCAGCCCAGUGCUGGAAAAGGUGCUUCAGCCCAUCACAUCUACACGAGCAUUUCAAUGAAUUUAGGAAAUUGUCCAUUCAUUCUCUAUGGAUUGAUUCCAGCCAACAUUAAUCUAUAAGCAAGUACAAUUAAGUAAGGCAUAUUGGUUAAGGUUUCAUCUGCUACUAUGUCUUAGCAGCAUCAUAAACAUGGUGGGAAAAUUUUCCACGAUCACUAUUUUUGGCAGAAACAUAAGCAUGUUCUUUUAAGGAAAGUAUUGAAGAAAGACUUAAAGAUAGACUAGCAACUUAGAUUGAAAAUCAAAGAGAGAAUCCAACAAUCAAAGAUAAGGUCAAUUUCUUGAAUUAUUUGCAAAUGAGUUACAGUACUAUGAUGUAGGAUGCGUGAUUCCUAUAUAUUUUGAUACAAUUCAUUGAUUUUUAAGUUUAUAUGCUUAAAAUUUGAAUUGGAAGAGUGUGUUUUUUUCUCUGUGUAUCAGAAAAGCUGAAUGAUUUGUAAGUAUAUCUGUAGCCAUGGUGAUUUAUUUUAAAAGAACUAGAUAUGUGGUUUUCAGAGCUAAUGAGCUUUGAUGUACAUUAGGAGAGCUUAUAACUGAGUGAGGUAAAUAAUUGUGUUUCAGGGUUUCUACCAGCAACUUCUGCAGUUAGCUUUUUCAAGCUUAGGGUAAACACCCACAGGUUGAAAAUAAAGUUCAGCUUGGGACAGUUGUGCAGAAGUCAUUGAAUGGAAAUGGAUGUAAAAAGCAAUCUUACUGAGAAAGCAAGAUAUGUUAUAAUAGAUUUCUUUAGAGUAACGUCACAGGUCAGAAUUGUUUGGAUAAAAGCCUGAAGAGAUUAUUUAAGGCUGAGAACAUUUAAACUCAGCUGGACGAAAGCUCAAGGAAUGGGCUGUCAGAUUUCCAGACUGAGAGUUAAAGUCGCAGUUAUGUUAAGCCUAUCAGGAUGUUAGAGAAAUUUUUUUUCCUCACUGGUGUACUAUACAAGGGGUGCUUUUGGGUUCUAUUCAAACAUUUUUUGGGAAUUAAUGGUUUUAUAUUUUAUACCAUGUUUCAAAAUCUAGAUGUUUGUGUUAUAUAUUAGUCGAAUUGUU
Molecule: messenger RNA, 2492 nt
Organism: Hemiscyllium ocellatum (epaulette shark)
Lineage: Eukaryota; Metazoa; Chordata; Chondrichthyes; Orectolobiformes; Hemiscylliidae
Product: eotaxin-like
Exons: 4
Coding region: 94-387 (97 amino acids)
Biological process (GO): positive regulation of ERK1 and ERK2 cascade; monocyte chemotaxis; cellular response to type II interferon
Cellular component (GO): extracellular region
Molecular function (GO): CCR chemokine receptor binding; chemokine activity
Source: RefSeq, a predicted model, not a curated record